AUGAUGGCGGGUACUGGGGUGAGUGUCGGUGGGACCGCGAUGCUGAGGACCAGGCGCAGGGAUGUCAGCGUGAAACCGAACAGAAAACUCGACCGGAAGUCCUCCAGAGGGAUGAUCUACGAGAACGAAGAACUGAGGCUGAGGACCAUUCAUAUCAACGCUGAGGUAGAACAAGGUCAGAACGACAUCAAGAAGCUGCGCAAGGAGAACGAGCAGCUGCGUAGGGAGAUAUGGAGCCUCAGGGACGAGUACGACAAACUCGAGGAGAUCCUGAAGAGGCAGAAGAGCCGCGGAGAAAGCGAAGAAUACGAGAUUCGCUCCGACGAAGAUGACGGCCUGCAGUCGGACUAUUCCCUCGAGGAGGACGAGGAGUUCGACGAGGACAAGACCACUCAGGACUCCAGCAAGGAGCUCAACAAAGCUGAGCAGCUAGAGAACGCGGAGAACCAGAAAAUCUCCUCAGAGAAGAUGACCAGCAGCCUGCACAGACUACACGUGGACUUCGACGACCUAUCCGUGGUCGAGGAGGAGGAAGAGUUAAAGAAAGAAAAGGAUAAAACGUCCUCGGAAGAUGGCCAGCAACUGAAGGACGAGAAGAGUCCCUUCACGUUUCUGAAGCCAAGACAUCUGCACGAGAACAUCCCAUUUUACCCGGGCACUUACGAACCACCCGGACUGAGUGGCCCAAGUUACUACGCCGACUGUCCCUUUAAAUUUCCGAGCACCCUGAAUCUGAUGAUGGCUCCAGGUGUGCCAGACGUAGCUACCACGUGUCCCAGAUUGCACACCGAACCGUUGCUCCCAACCCUAACUGGUGGUAACCUGGACCAGGUCAACGAUCAGAUUCUGCAUGCCCCACCGGCAGGCUGGCAGAGCAAUCUGAUAAUACCUCAGAAACAGAUGACAGAAUACGGUGAUGUUGCUAUUCCUUCAGGAUUGGAAGCGUUCGGAGGAAUUCAUCGGGAAGAUCAGCAACGGUUUGCGCCCUCUGCAACCGGAUUUCCGAACUAUUCUGGAACAAUUCAGAGAAGGAACGUUGGCCUGAAGCAAUCAGAUAGUCCCUUCAACGCGACACCCUUCGAAAAUCAGUUUAACCCCGAAAAAAUGGUCGUUGAGAAUGGCUGGGGCUUCGACGUUAAUUUGUUGAACUUGAAUCCUCUACAGGAUCAAAGUCCCAGCGACUUGAGAACGAAAGAUGCAGAGGGGAAACCAAAGCACUUCUUUGCUCCGUUGCCGUCGAAGAUGAAGAAGCAAUCUGAGGAACCAUCGCCAACGGUUAGCCAUUUUGGAACAGGAAGCAGUUCCUGUAGCGGUAAAACUGAGUCUACAGUGGUGUCUAAAAGCCAGUUGAUGCUUCAAAAGGGAUCGGCUGAUAUAUGCGUGAAUGGAGCUGUGCCCUGCGAAGACAGUAUUCACAGGAAUAAGGUUGAACAGAGGACGUUCCUCAGCACGGAAAAUCUGUUGAUCACUGAUGAGAGAAGUAAUACAGGCAAUCAACUUAUGAAAUCCAUGUCAUGCCAAGAUUUGCCCAGCGAAUCCCAGCCUACCUCGAUCAGCACCGAAGGCAGACCACAGAUGAUGACUCAGAGCGACAACACUUUGGACAACAUAUCCGACUCCAAACCGUACAGGUCUCAUUUAAGUGUCACCCUAAAGAGGCCACAGUUCAAACAAACGGCCAGUCCCGACACACCAGAAAUACCUAAGCUACCUUCCAUGGAUUAUCGACUGUUCAAAAAUCCCUUUCUACGAACCUUCGAUCCAACGUGCAGUUACAAAGACCAGAACAACGUCACGAGGCCUCUAUCGGUUCAAGUAAACGAUGAUAAUGUCUGUUAUUAUCGGCCACAGCCUAACAUCGCCCCUUUUCACCAAGGAACCCAACUAGGCGCGAGAUACAGACCUGUCCAACCCGAUCAGAACCGCCUUCUGAUCCCUUCGAAUCAAUUGCUUAAUGGGAAACUGGCAUCGCCGGCUAACAAACACGAUAUUCAAGUGACCUCCUUCGAGAAGCCAAGUCCACACACCCUAAUCGGUUCGACAACUCCGUACGAACUGAACACUCUACGAAGACUGAACACCAACCCUUAUCUUCAAAGUCAGAACUUAUACCAAAACAUGCCCUUCGUUCCGAGGGGAGGCUUGUAUCCACAGCGGGGGAUGAUGUACUACAAUAACUUAACACUGAAGGUGCCGGUUCAGACGCAAACCUCGAUCGACGGAGAUUCCCAUCACGAGGACGAGCAAAUGUGUUCGCACGAGGAGAGUGGACCAAGUACACCAGCUGGCCAACGUCGGAAAAAGGCGAUCAGAAAGGAAAAAAUCGGAUUGGCCAGGGAACAGAAUCUUUCCCCGUUAGCUCAAAAGAGGCUGAAGAAACAGAUCAGCGUGACGUCGUCAGAUGUUCCUGAAUCCCCCGGCGUAAAGGUGGCCGGAAAGAGACCCAGAAGAUUAAGUAUAACCACGACCACCACGUCAGAAGGCCAGGAGGAUAAACACGAGAGCAGAUCUUCUUCUUCUGGCCAAGAUUCUCCUAAGAAGGAUCAGAUGAGAAGGGUAUCGUUGUACUUCAAUACUAAGAAAAGACCUUCUCUGACUUCCGUGAAGACUACCAGGAGUGGGAGCGUGGACAUAUCGAAAGAUAAGGACACGGCGAUGAGUUCGGAAAGGGAAAGGACAAACUCUAUCAGCAGUAGAGAUACUCCUUCCAAAUCGAGAAAAGCUAGCACCAGCAGUGGCAGUGUACCCUGGUGUGCUUGCUGGGGUAAUGGAUGUAUUUAA
Dufourea novaeangliae is the source of this 2781-nucleotide messenger RNA. RefSeq lists its product as uncharacterized. The record is from RefSeq and is a predicted model, not a curated record. The transcript is spliced from 3 exons. Bases 1 to 2781 code for a protein of 926 amino acids. Lineage: Eukaryota; Metazoa; Arthropoda; Insecta; Hymenoptera; Halictidae.